UUCGUCCGUCCGGCCCGCCCUUUCACAGCACGGGUGGGCCUCGCCGCUUGCAGGCUGCACUGAAAGCGCCUCGUCGCCGCAGCAGCUGCACUGCGAUCGAUCGCUGUUGCCGUGAUCGCUUCAACCCCGCCAUCUCCAUCGACUUGUACUUCCCAAUCUCGCCUCCAGUCGCCAGGGUUGGCACGCUGUGGAGGUAUCGGAAUCUGGAUGCUGUGUCAGCCAUUCUCUCGUGGUUUUUCUCGGUGGAUUUUGUUAGAUAUUCUUUUUGAUCGAAUGAGCUGAGGUGUGGUGGUGGCGUAGACGCGGGUGUGAGGAGACAGAAGUGGAUUUCUAUUGUUGAGUUUGAGGAUUUGGAGUCAUGGCGGCAGCGGGAGGGAGGAGGGGGAUGAAGGCGAUGAGUGAGAUGUUGAUGAAGUCGCAGAGAAGGACCGUCACGUACAUGCCUCGGCCGGGAGACGGGAGCCCUAGGGCGGUAACUUUGUUGCCCGGUGAUGGAAUCGGGCCGUUGGUCACGGGCGCGGCGGUGCAGGUGAUGAAGGCGAUGCAUGCGCCAGUGUAUUUCGAGGAGUACGAAGUGUCCGGGAAGAUGGACAAGGUGCCGACCGAGGUCAUGGACAGUAUUCGCAGAAACAAGGUGUGCUUGAAAGGAGGCCUUGCCACGCCUGUCGGGGGAGGUGUUAGUUCUCUGAAUGUGCAGUUGCGGAAGGAGCUGGAUUUGUUUGCGUCACUUGUGCAUUGCUUCAAUUUGCCCGGUCUCAAGACGCGCCACGAUAAUGUCAACAUUGUGGUUAUUCGAGAGAACACUGAAGGAGAGUACUCUGGUCUUGAGCACGAGGUCGUCCCCGGGGUUGUCGAGAGCCUCAAGGUGAUAACCAAAUUCUGCUCCGAGCGAAUUGCAAAGUACGCCUUUGAGUAUGCUUAUCUCAACAACCGUAAGACAGUAACAGCAGUACAUAAGGCCAACAUCAUGAAGCUUGCAGAUGGUCUUUUCCUAGAAUCUUGUCGUGAGGUGGCCAAAAACUACCCAGGCAUCAAAUACAACGAGGUCAUUGUGGAUAACUGCUGUAUGCAACUUGUGUCUAAGCCCCAGCAGUUUGACGUGAUGGUAACACCAAAUUUGUACGGAACCUUGGUAGCUAAUACCGCAGCCGGUAUUGCAGGCGGCACUGGUGUCAUGCCAGGAGGCAAUGUGGGUGCAGAUCAUGCAAUCUUUGAGCAGGGAGCCUCUGCUGGUAAUGUCGGGAACGAAAGACUAGUAGCUGGUAAAACUGCCAAUCCCACGGCAUUGCUCUUGUCAUCCGCCAUGAUGUUACGACAUUUGCAGUUCCCAUCUUUUGCAGACAGGCUGGAACAAGCUGUGAUGAGCGUGAUAGCGGAGGGGACAUAUCGCACUAAGGAUCUUGGGGGCACAAGCACUACUCAAGAUGUAGUUGAUGCUGUUAUUGAAAAGCUAAAUUAACUGCUUCACCUUCUUUUUAUUUUAUUUUUGCCCCUUCUCCCUGGAGCUACAGGGUUUAUGGCUUAAUUAAAGCAAUUUCUGGUUGUGGGUAUAUUUUAUCCCACAAGUUUGCUAAUCAGCUUCGAGAAA
Molecule: messenger RNA, 1588 nt
Organism: Physcomitrium patens
Lineage: Eukaryota; Viridiplantae; Streptophyta; Bryopsida; Funariales; Funariaceae
Product: isocitrate dehydrogenase [NAD] regulatory subunit 1, mitochondrial
Biological process (GO): tricarboxylic acid cycle; isocitrate metabolic process
Cellular component (GO): mitochondrion
Molecular function (GO): isocitrate dehydrogenase (NAD+) activity
Source: RefSeq, a predicted model, not a curated record